Vicia faba (fava bean) is the source of this 744-nucleotide messenger RNA. The record is from the annotation of a GenBank genome assembly. Lineage: Eukaryota; Viridiplantae; Streptophyta; Magnoliopsida; Fabales; Fabaceae.
AUGCGCAUGAUGCCAUGCCAGAGGGUAGCAAAUGCCUGGAAGGUUUCUUCUCUUCCUGUUCCUGUAGAGAACAUGGUCCUUCAAUAUGUGAAAGCAAAAGGAGAUUGGUGGACAAAUGUUGCUCAUUAUAAUUGCGAGCGUAUAAGAAGAGAACAUGGUUUUGCAAAGUUGUGCAAGAUAUCGGGUAAGGGACUCUUAAAAGGAAUAGUGAUCACUAGCAAUGACUUUUUCUUCUCUGAUCACGUUGAUUUUAUAAUCGCAUGGCAUUGGAACUUUGUACAACAUGGCUCACUUGGACAUGGAGCUUGUAAGUUACUUUGUACUAUGUUCCAUGUUUUUUUCAGGUUUGCGAUAUAUCUGCUAUUGAGAAAAGAACAGAAUUCAAAGGGCGUUUCUUGUGAAAUAUCUGUGCAGAUAAAGUGGCUUCGACACGAGGAUUAUCAUCAGUUCUUCUAUAAGUUCUUACCGCAAGACAGGGUUUGUGAGUUUGCAAAGUUAACUCCUGUGCAACUUUUGGAAGAGACCGAAAAGGCUGUUGGUGAUCCACAACUUCCAGAGCAACAUCGUACACUAAUUGAUAAAAGUCGUGCAUUGAAGCAUGUCGAGCUGUCUCUUGAGAAAAAUGAAGCAACUUUAAAUCAGUUGAAGGAACGUAAUGCUGAAUUAGAGAAGGAUGUUGAACGUGUUCGUCAAAGAGACGAACUUCUUGCCAAGGCCGAAUCAAUGAAAAAGAAAUUUCCAUAG